This is a messenger RNA of Eruca vesicaria subsp. sativa (arugula), 2187 nucleotides long. The record is from the annotation of a GenBank genome assembly. NCBI's taxonomy places the organism in Eukaryota, Viridiplantae, Streptophyta, Magnoliopsida, Brassicales, Brassicaceae.
AUGGUGUGCGAUAGUCAUGGAAAUCUAAGCGAUGCAGAGUUCAGCAAACCCUUACCUUGGAUAGGUGUCUACGUAUCUGCAGCUUCACUCAUCUGCGGAGCCGCCAUGUUCACCGAUCUCCUCCGCGGCUUCCGCAACCGCAGGUUCUGGUUCCCAUGCAAAUCCUUCUCACUCAACGCCACCACACUCACCUUCCUCGCCGUCUGCGUCAAACUCUCAGUAGAUCUCAACACUUGCAUGCCUAGUCGCCAAGACCAGCUCUCCAAACUCAGCAGCAACGUCUUCGUCUGCACCGUGAUGGCCAACUCCAUGCCUUCUUUGGGGUUUAUGGUCACUCAAGACCUCCUCAUGAACCUCGUUGCUCUCGGGAUUCUCGUCGUCACCGACGUUGUCAACAUCUGUAUCCAGCUCGGGACAGGUGCUAUCUAUGUGUUCCCUCAAGAACACGCGUUCGUUAUCGUUCUCACGCUUCUAAUGUUCGUGAUCUUGAGCUUCUCUGCUAUUACAGUCCCAACCACCAAACGUUUCUUGGAGAUCAAGUACAAGAAGAGUUACGAGUUGGCUUUGAAGCAGUGUCCUUUGUAUCAGACAGAGAGAAGAGGAGGAUUCUCUGAGCUUAAAGAAGAUCUCAUGAAGUUUUGGAUGAUGGCUCAUACUUCUAGUCCUCAGUUUGUUAUGGCUCGUUCUGUCACCUGCACCACCUCUGGUUUUCUCUGUUUCUUGAGCGCAGUUACUUUGGCUGAAGCCAUGCUCCGCUCUUACAUCUUACAUCCAAACUCUAUUGGGUUCUGUAGUGGAGACUCUGAUUACAAAUGGUCCACCACUUUGGUUUUAAUCUCCCAGGCGGCUUCAGUGGCCGUAGGGACGGUUGCUCCAGCGAGCAGAUGGUUUACUGCAGUGAACUUACGGUGUUCAUCAGGAGCAAACAAAUCUUUGAGGGAUGAGUUGAGAGUAGAGAGUUAUUGGGUGGAGUGCCUCUCAGUGAAGAAAGAACAUCCCUUGAACUUUUGGAUGCUACUCCAUGGUCGCCGCAGUAGGAAGCUUGCACACGACGUGAACAGAUACAUACUUGAUCUCUGCAUUGCAGUACAGUAUGGUAUAGUGUUUGCUAGCAAGUUCCUCCGGUUCAUCGCGGUCUACUGUGUGAGUAGGAUCUUCAAAACAAACCCUGACUCGUCCUCUGGAUCAAAUUCAACAAGAGAAUACGUUCUGCAUCUUGAAGGAGAGGAGGAGCUGGUGGAUUACAUGGCAAGAAGCAACCGUGAGGCCACAAACCACUUGAUACAAAAGGGUCGGAAGAAACAACCCUUAAACUUGAUAGAGCUCUUGGAGGCAACAGAUCCCAUCUCAAAAGGAUUUGAAGGGAUUCGAGAUUUCGACAGCGACCAGGUGGCUUCUCUGGUGGCCUCUGGAGAGCCAUCUAAUUGUUGGGCUCUUCCUUUAGUAACACUUACGAGUAUAGCUGCUUCACUUCCAAAUAUUCAGCCUUGCUUGCUGAAGAAGUUAGUGAAGGCUGUAAACGAGGCGUUGGUCUAUGUCAAGAAGUUUGAAGACGUCUUAGACAUUGAAGGAGAGUUAGCCAACAGCAGGAAAGCUGCUGAAGUAGUUUGGUUAGGAGUUGAUCUCUACCAUAAGUGGCUCAACGUGGAUCUACAAAAACUAUCCAAGCAAACAAAAACACCACAAGAAGUUCUUAAAGAGCUAGUGGAUAUAGCAAAGAAAGAGUUCAGCGAGUCGUGGGAGAAGAACAUGAUGCUGAAGCCCUCGCGCUGGCCCAUCAAGACUCUAGCAGCAAACUCUAUGUACAGAAUCAGCCAAACCCUUUUGAAGAAAUACGAAUCAAGAAACACUGGAACAGAGGAUACUCUGUUUAAAGAGGUGGAGAGGAUGGUAUCGGACAUAGUAGCAGGAUGCUUUUGCAACACGGCAAGAGUGGUGGGGAUGCAGUGUUUGGUAACGGCGGUGGAGGUGAGGGAAGCUUCAGUGAGAGAAGCGGCAAUGCAUCUGGGGAGAACAGAGAAGAUACUUGAGAUCGUGGACAGGAGAUGCAUGCCUUCUUUGUCUCAUCACAAAGUGGCUAAGAUUGAUGGAUGGAGAGAAUUUUAUAAGACCAGUAAAUGCAUCUCUUCCACUACUCAUCCUUCGACUCAGUGUACCACUCGUCAACUCAUUCUCACCAUUGAGUAA